This is a messenger RNA of Galendromus occidentalis (western predatory mite), 2955 nucleotides long. RefSeq names its product chromatin assembly factor 1 subunit A. Bases 1 to 2955 code for a protein of 984 amino acids. NCBI's taxonomy places the organism in Eukaryota, Metazoa, Arthropoda, Arachnida, Mesostigmata, Phytoseiidae. The record is from RefSeq and is a predicted model, not a curated record. Gene Ontology annotation, cellular component: CAF-1 complex; nucleus. The transcript has 9 exons. Gene Ontology annotation, biological process: nucleosome assembly.
AUGUAUCCGAGACACAUAAGAGGUCGACUUUCUUUCUCGAUCAAGCGGAAGGAUCGCGAAAUCCAGCACGCCAAGCCUGAGAAUGCCUUGGUGAUUGAAGACAGCCCUGAGAAACCUCCCCCCAAGAAAAUCUGCCGUACCAGUGUCGCCGAAUCUGACGUCAGUGUCGCUGUCAAGCGCUGCUCAGACUCUGGAACGAACCCCACUCAGGGAAGGACUCAGGAGAAUAAUAACAACAGUAAUGAUGGCGACAAACAUGUUGAGGAAGCAGAAGCUUCGAAUGGGAAUGAAACUGAGGGGGGACCUGUCAUAUCCGACGCGAAUUCUCAAGAGCCAGCCGAUCCGACCGGGACCGUGGAAUCGAGGCUUGAGGGCAACACCGAGAAGCAGGAGGAAAACGCCGAUAAUAAUGAGAAUGAUGAGGACGACGUCGAAGUCAUGGACGUUUCUCUCGCCGAGUCGUCCAUCCUCGAAUCUACAAUCGAAUCAGUCGCGGAUGACAGUGAAAACAAUGAAAAAUCCGAUCCAAACACGCCGACUGCUCCGAAACGGGCUCGACUAAGCAAGACCGAGGCCGCAUGGCAGCGCCUCAAGCAGCAGAAGGACAAGGAACUCAGACAGAAGGAGAAAGACGAGAGGCUCAAGUUGAGACAGGAGGAGAGAGAGCGUCGUGAGCAGGAGAGGAAAGAGUUGAGGGAUAAGAAGGAGAAAGAACGUCUGGAAAAGGAGAAGAAAAAAGAAGAGGAACGUCUGGAACGGGAAAGGAAGAAAGAGGAAGAGCGUCAAGCGAAAGAACGCGAGCGCAUCGAGAGAGAGAAGAAAAAAGAAGAAGAACGUCAACUACGGGAGAAGGAGCGAAUUGAGAAGGAAAAAGAAAAGGAAGAGAAGGAAAAACUCCGUCGGGAAAAAGAAGACGAGAAGCGUCGACGGGAAGAAGACAAAAAACGUGAACUAGAGGAAGAAUCCGCCAAGAAAGAGAAGGCCAAACAAGCAUUCAGGUCGUUUUUCGUGAAGAAAACUUGCGCACCGAACCCCGAAGAUAAGGAUUCCGUGGCUCCCAGAGAGGAUGGCAUGAAGGAGGACGAAGGCAGCCGCGGCGAAAGCGCGGGUCCGAUCAAGUUCCGACCGUUCCAGUUGAAGAAAGAUAUGAAAUUGGCUCCGAUUGUUUCCGAGGAUGCAAAGAACCGUUUCGUCAAAAGCGCGCUGGAGGCGAGGCUGAAGGAACAGAACGCGAGCGUCGCGAGCCUCUAUAUAAAACAGCUGAGCGGAGGUUACAAACCCUUGAAAAGCAGCAAAAGGAGCAAGACCGAUAAUCAGGAGCCCGAGGACCAAGACGUGAUCGUUAUCACGAGAUCCAACCGGGAUGUCGAUGAGUCUUGCGGCGGUCGAAUGAGAGCGAAACUUCUCCAGUUCGCAGAGAACUACCGACCGGCCUACUACGGUACGUGGCGGAAGAGGUGCCCUCAAAUCAACGGGCGGAGACCGUUCAGCAAAUAUUGCGACUUCGAUUACGCCGUCGACUCUGAUGACGAAUGGGAAGAGGGAGAGGGUGAGUCGUUAGCGGGAACGGAUGAUGAAAAGGAGGAAAAGGACGAGGUCGAGGAGGAAUAUGAGGAGGACGACUUCCUUGUACCACACGGUUACCUCAGCGAGAGCGAGGAGGACGAAGAAGAUGAUCAGCCCAUGGAUCCUGAGGCUCUGAAAGCCAGAAUCGCUGCUCGACAAGAGGAGUUCAAGGCCGAUCGAAAAGCAGGACUUCAAAAGAAGAAGAUUGUGGCCGUCUGCUCGCUCGGACCUGACGGCGUCGCUCUGCAGGAAGAAAUCAAAGUUCUCAGUCAGUUCAAGGCGGUGCUCAUGGUCGCCAACGGUUUGGCCCCGAGCUGGGAACGAGAGAGUGAGGUAGUCAUAAACAGCAAGGAUGCGGAACCCGCGGUUCUGACCGGAAAAGCCCUCGAACUCUUCUGCAAGACGGCGCACGGAUUCCAGGGCGGCGUUCGAGCCCUGUACGACACUUUCUUCCAGAAAUGGAAGAGCGUCAGCGACGUGAGAGUCACCAGCAAAAGCUUGAAAAUGACGUUGACCAACUGCUGCAAACGGUCGAAAUCUCUAAAUGCCAUGGUGGUCAAUCGACAACUACUCGAAAAGUUUGGUCUGGAACCUCUCGAGGAGGAUACAGGAAACGAUGCGACACCAACCUUAUCGAAGUUCCUCCCGAACGAUGUGAUCCCUGAACUCAUAAAAGUCACCCAGGGAAACUCCAAAACCUCACAGAUCCUUGACGAUUUCUUGACGUUGAUGGCGCACAGAAAAUUCGGAAAAGCUCAAGUCAAGCGCACGUUGACAACCAUUGGUGAAUACGAUUCCGUCCAAAGGUGUUGGCUCGUCAAAGACGAGUGCCUCAAAGAACACGGUCUCGAGAACCUGAAAAUCGAGAAGGCGACCAAGAAAGACGUCAAAGAAGAAAAAUCAAAUAAGGCGAAAGAAGGGAAUAAAUCAAAAGAUGAGAGAAAAUCCAAACAACCUGACGAAGAUCAGAAGAAUAGCAACAAAGAAAACGAUGACUCGAAAGAUUCCACGAAACUUCCGCCAGCAGACGCGCCGUGCAAAACAGAGGAGACCUCGAACCUCACCCCCGAGGCGACUACUCCCAGGCGCGUCUCGAUCAAGAGUUUCUUCACCCCGAAAUCCAAAAUUUCAACGACGCCUACGUCUUCGAGAGGCCAGUCCUCGGCUACCCCGAAAAUACUGACAUCGACCAAGGAUUCGUCUUCCAACAGAGACGAAUCGAACGCUCCGACGCCGAUGGCAGUCGGCGUAUCGACAGCCGAAGUCCCGAAGGCCAAGAAACGAGUCCAGCUCACCACGCUGUCGAGAACGCCAACUCUGAAGGAGGAGAAAAAAACCCAAGCUGUUCUCGACAAGGAUGAACUAAUCCUCAUCGAAGACAGCAAUUGA